AUGGACCACGCGGAUGAGUACCUGUCAGAGAUCAAGACCUUUCCGAAGGAGGACUUCCAGACGUUUUCACCCAGGAGGCUGCGGAAAAUCGCCAAGCUUGCUGACCUAUUUGCACUUGAUACUCGGGAUCUCGCUCGACUCGGGAUAGCCCACGUGAAUUUUAGUGUGAACCUCGACUUGUCGUUCCAAAUGCACUUCGAGACGACACCCAACACUAUGGACAUGAAGAUUUCCAAGGAGGUCAUCAAGUGGAUUGACUGUACGAGAGGAAAAGGAAAACCUCCAAACGCCGAACAGUCACCUGGGAAUAUCGAUCCCGGACAACCGUUCAAAGUCAUUUCGAUGGACUUCGUGACACACAUGCUCAAAUCUGAUCGAGGGAACACGUCCCUAUUCAUAUUUCAAGAUAUGGUUUCCGGGUAUAAACCUAUUGAUUCGACAAUGGCUCAGGAUGUCGCGGAAGCUUGUGAGGAACGUGUCUUUCGGAACGUUGGAGCGAGUUCGAUGAUCCGACAUGAUCAGGGUCCCCGCUUUAUGAGUGAGGUAUUUACUCGUUUUAGAGAACUUUUAAAUAGUCGCCAGAGCCCCACGUUGGAAUAUCGACCUCAAGCAAACCGGCAACAAGAACGAUCUGUCCGAACGGUUGUCAAGAGUAUUCGCGCCUACAUUGAACAGCCAGGCCAAACCAACUGGGACGACCAUGCGAAAAGAUUGAUAUUCGCUCUGAACACUUCGUUUGACGCGACAAGUUUGGAUACACGGGUCUACCUGAUACACGGUUGGGACCCACAAAGCACUCUGAAAGCGAUGUUAGGCUCAACGCCAUCGAGUGUACCGGAACAUACGGCUUACGAAUGGAGACGCAAGGUUCAGAGAAACUACGGUUAUGCGAAAACCUUUACCGAAGCCUUACAUAACGAAGCUCGACGACAUCGUUCUGAUAUCCAAACGCGAAGGUGGAAAUAA
Messenger RNA from Phytophthora megakarya, 966 nucleotides. The record is from the annotation of a GenBank genome assembly. Lineage: Eukaryota; Oomycota; Peronosporomycetes; Peronosporales; Peronosporaceae.